Messenger RNA from Danio aesculapii, 3397 nucleotides. RefSeq names its product islet cell autoantigen 1-like (gene ical1). Gene Ontology annotation, molecular function: protein domain specific binding. The record is from RefSeq and is a predicted model, not a curated record. Bases 54 to 1763 code for a protein of 569 amino acids. NCBI's taxonomy places the organism in Eukaryota, Metazoa, Chordata, Actinopteri, Cypriniformes, Danionidae. Gene Ontology annotation, cellular component: Golgi apparatus. Gene Ontology annotation, biological process: regulation of transport. The transcript has 15 exons.
AUGAUUCAAUGACUGUAUCUUAUUUGCAGAUCUAAGCCUUGCUCAUCAGAAAGAUGGACAGCUAUGGGUUCUCCAGCGAUAUGUUCAGCGGCAGAUCGGUUUUGGGUGAGGACAGUUCAGUCAUGGCCCGAAUGCAGAAGAAGUUCUGGAAGACCAAGCAGGUUCUGAUCAAAGCCACCGGAAAGAAGGAAGAUGAGCAUGUGGUGGCAUCUGAUGCAGACCUUGAUGCCAAAUUAGAGUUUUUCCGUUCAGUCCAGAGCACUUGCACAGAACUCCUGAAAGUGAUCGAGAAAUACCAGCAAAGAAUCACACAUCUCUCUCAGGAGGAGAACGAGCUCGGGCUGUUCCUGCGCUUCCAGGCAGAACAUGAUAAAACAAAAGCAGGCAGUAUGAUGGACGCAACCAGUAAAGCUCUUUGCUGCUCUGCCAAACAAAGGUUGGCUUUGUGUACUCCCCUCCAUCGACUGGAACAGGAAGUGGAGACAUUUCGGAGAAGAGCCAUUGCUGACAGCCUCCUGACAGUGGGCCGGAUGGAGAAAGCUCGGACCGAAUACCGCGCUGCAUUACUCUGGAUGAAGGCCUCCUCACAGGAGCUGGACCCAGAUACUUACAAACAACUGGAGAAAUUUCGCAUGGUUCAGGCUCAGGUAAGAGAAACAAAAGUGUGUUUCGAUAAGCUGAAGAAUGAUGUUUGUCAGAAAGUGGACAUGCUGGGAGCCAGUCGCUGCAACAUGCUGUCACAUUCCUUAUGCACUUACCAGACGACGCUCCUUCAGUACUGGGAGAAGACUGCACAUGUGAUGUCUGGCAUCCAUGAGGCUUUUAAAGGAUAUGUACCCUACCAGUUCACUACUCUUAAAGAACUGAGAGACCCGCUUGACCAGAUUGCAGCCACACAGCCAGCAGAGGACAAAAAAGACGAGGAAAAGAAGACUCAUCUAGACAAUCUAGUUUCACUUGAGGAUGAACAUCUGGGUGAAUCAUCUGAUACUGUUUCUACACUUGCAGUAGAUGGACAGAGUAGAGGAUCUGACAGCUCUUUGUGUGCCAGUUUGGACUCUGCGUUGAAUGAGCAGUUAGGCCCCAUUGGUGGAUCCACCACAGAUGAUGACCUCCUAUUAAUGACCCCUGAACCCGACUCCAUCCAUUCCCUCACUCCAGCCCUACACUCAUCCAUGUCCAUUAUGCAGCCUCAAAUACUGCGGGAGGCCUCCACACCUUUUGCUAUUCAGUGGGAUGCAGGCACCUUAUCCUCCAGUCUGCAACCUCAGAUAGCAGGCAGGGAUCUGUUGUCUGAGACUUUCCACUCUGCUGAAGGGAAAGAGGAGGAGGGAGAGCGAGGUGAUCUGGCAUUCCUGCAGGAUCUGCUGAGUCCCGGGGCAGCCGGUGGCACUAGUGAGUUCAGCAAGGCCUGGCAGGAAGCUUUCGGAUGUUUUGAAGCCCCUCCUCCUCCAGUCGCUGCUGCUUCACCUCAAACAGAAACAACAAACACUCCCUCUGGCUUUCUGCCAUCACAGCUCCUGGACCACAGCCUCAGCGCUACAGGAUGGGCGACUCCACCUAUGUUUCAGGCUCAACCGCUCCAACCACCAUCUACUGGAGGACAAUCUCAGCCUACACUGAACACUACAAACUCUUCAGCAAAUGCACCCAAAGGCAGUUCCCGGGACAUGUCUGCCUGGUUCAACCUCUUUGCAGAUCUUGACCCUCUGUCCAACCCAGAUGCUAUAGGACGCAGUGAUCAGGAGUUCCUCAAUGCCUGAGGUGUUAUUGAUGGUAUGGAGCUGAAUAACUUCCUACAAAUAGUUUGUCCAUCAGAAUGACUGAAUGGAGGGCAGAUCCCAAGUCUUUAUUGGGAGCUGGAACACUACAGUACCUCUCCUUAAAACCAUCCAACCUGAGCCAAGGAAGCAUCUAGAAACCUCAAUCCAAAUCCACCACCGGAAGGUUUCUGAGCUACGGAAAUGUGUCUCCUUCCUGCUUUCUUCGUGUGUGAGUGUGUGAAUUUACUGUAUGCUCAUUAGGACACAGAAGGGUCUUUAUUCCUAUAUCACAACAGUGUUGUUACAUGAAAAUAAAGUAUGUUACUUUAUGAAAUACCCGGAUUUAAAGGAUCACAAAGGUUGGGUUUUUGCCCAUUUCUUAUUAUGAGGGACCAAAAAAAGAUGUAUAUUUGGAUUGAUUUGAGAGUUUUAAUGUCCAGAAACAGGGUUACUUAUUUCUAACAUCUAUUAUAGAUUAUAGACUGUAUUUUUAAUCCUCACAAACACCAAAUGCAUAUGCAUAAAUCACUAAAACAUAUUUUUGAAGUCACAAUCACUGGAAUAAUUUAACCCUUAAUUAUACAACAAAUGAAAUUUAUUUAUUAUUACAAUAAAAAGUGUUACUGUAAACUAUAUAUGCAAGUGUUGUGCCAUUUGUUUGGUGGGAAUGAGAAGGUCACCUUUCAGUGAAGCUAAUAAUAGAUGAGCAAUUCUUGUUUUCACUGAUAAAAAUCCUUGAAAAAAUGUUCACAAAUGUUCUUCACUGUGAUUCAAAACACUGCAAUGUGAGCUUGUGAAUGUCUUUUGUAUGUGAUACUUUGUCACCUUCAGCACCAAAUUAUGUCCCUGUCUUACUUUAGCAAUCUAGAAUACAUUUCAUUUUAUCCUAGAUUUUCAUUGUGCAUUAAUCAAAUAUCAGUUUGCUGUCGCUUUGAUAGUUCAUAAAAAUUGCUAACACUUUACAAUAAGGCCCCAUUUGUUAACAUUAGCCUACUGAGUUAACUCGGAUUCAUUAUAAACAAUGUUUUACAGCAUUUAUUAACCUAUGCUGAUGUAAAAAUCUAGUUCGAAAUGAAUUAACUUCAGUUAAAAUUAGUCUUUCAACCUUAAAUGUUAGUAAGUGCUGCAGUUAAUUAAUAAUAAAUGCUGUAGAAAAGCUGCUUAUUGUUAAUUCUUGUUAAUAUUGUCAGUACAUGAAACCUUAUUGUAAAGCGUCACAGAGGAAUCAAGUUGUUUCUUGCACUAAAUCAUCUUGUCGAUUGUUCUAGGACGUAUGUGGUCUGUUUUAGGCAUAGACUUGUUUUGUUGAUCUGAAUGGUUUGUCUAGGUGGAGAAUUUUUCACAAAUUAGCUCCACAUAUCAUGGAGCACAUGUUUGUUUUUGUCUUUGAGUGCAGUUUAUCAUUUUGAAGUGUCUGUAUUAGAGACCUGUGUUUGGAGCUAAUGUUAUCUUAUUUUAUCACUGUCUUUUUUUUUUUGGUAAGGAAAAAGAAUGUACACCACACCAUUCUGCUGCUUUCAUCUGUUUAUUUUAUGCAACUUUGCCUUUUUUCAGUUAAAUAAUGUACAAUUUCAUUGAAGGAAACUGGAAUGGGAGAUCGUGCAUCUAAGAGCAAAUAAAUUUGAGUCAAAUUC